Gracilinanus agilis (Agile Gracile Mouse Opossum) is the source of this 1824-nucleotide messenger RNA. RefSeq names its product lamin B2 (gene LMNB2). The record is from RefSeq and is a predicted model, not a curated record. NCBI's taxonomy places the organism in Eukaryota, Metazoa, Chordata, Mammalia, Didelphimorphia, Didelphidae. The transcript is spliced from 12 exons. Bases 1 to 1824 code for a protein of 607 amino acids.
AUGGCCACACCAAUGUCUAGUCGCAGUGCGGCCUCGGGCCUCGGGCCCGGGACGCCGCUGUCGCCCGCACGCAUCUCGCGGCUGCAGGAGAAAGAGGAGCUGCGAGAGCUCAACGACCGCCUGGCGCAUUACAUCGACCGCGUGCGCGCGCUGGAGCUCGAGAACGACCGGCUACUGUUGCAGGUGUCGGAGAAGGAGGAGGUCACCACGCGAGAGGUAAGCGGAAUCAAGGUUCUCUAUGAGUCCGAGUUGGCCGAUGCCCGGAGAGUCCUGGAUGAGACUGCUAGGGAAAGAGCCAAGCUUCAGAUUGAAAUAGGAAAAUUAAGAGCUGAACUUGACGAGGUCAAUAAAAACUGUAAGAAGAAGGAUGGAGACCUGUCUGUUGCCCAGGGCCGUGUAAAGGACCUUGAGUCCUUGUUCCAUCGGAGUGAGGCUGAGCUUUCAGCUGCUCUGAGUGAUAAACGGAAUCUGGAAAAUGAUGUUGCUGAACUCCGGGCCCAACUUGCUAAGGCAGAAGAUGGUCAUGCUGUGGCGAAAAAGCAGUUGGAAAAGGAGACGCUAAUGCGGGUAGACUUGGAGAAUCGCUACCAGAGUUUGCAGGAAGAGCUCGACUUCCGGAAGAACAUAUUUGAAGAGGAAGUACGAGAGACUCGGAAAAGCCAUGAGCGCCGUUUGGUAGAGGUUGAUAGCAGCCGUCAGCAGGAAUAUGAAUUCAAGAUGGCACAGGCCUUGGAAGACCUUCGUAAUCAGCAUGAUGAGCAAGUGAGGCUCUACAAGUUGGAGCUGGAACAGACAUACCAGGCCAAGCUGGAGAAUGCCAAACUGUGCUCUGACCAAAAUGACAAAGCAGCCAGCGCAGCUCGGGAGGAGCUGAAGGAAGCCAGAAUGAGAGUAGAGUCUCUCAGCUAUCAGCUCUCUAGCCUCCAGAAACAGGCCAGUGCAGCAGAAGAUCGAAUCCGUGAACUGGAGGAGAUAUUGGGUGGGGAGCGGGAGAAGUUCCGCAAGAUGCUGGAUGCCAAGGAACGGGAAAUGACUGAGAUGAGGGACCAGAUGCAGCAGCAGCUGACUGAGUACCAGGAAUUGCUUGAUGUCAAGCUUGCCUUAGACAUGGAAAUCAAUGCCUAUCGGAAACUCUUGGAAGGGGAGGAGGAGAGACUGAAACUGUCCCCCAGCCCAUCUUCCCGAGUCACCGUGUCCAAAGCUACUUCAAGCAGCAGCAGCAGCAGCACAUCUGCCAUCCGCUCUUCUCGGAGCAAGAGAAAGCGAGUAGAGCUGGAGGAGCAUUCGGGCAGUGGCACCAGUGGCAUUGGCACUGGCAGUAGUGCCAGCAGUGCCAGCAGUAGCAGCUUCCAGCUGUCCCAGCAAGCCUCUGCCACAGGGAGCAUCAGCAUAGAGGAGAUUGAUUUGGAGGGGAAAUUUGUACAGCUCAAGAACAGCUCCGAUAAAGAUCAGUCUCUGGGUAACUGGAGACUAAAGAGACAGAUUGGAGAUGGUGAGGAAAUUGCCUAUAAAUUUACUCCCAAGUAUGUUCUUCGGGCUGGACAAACUGUCACGAUCUGGGCAGCAGAUGCGGGUGUGACUCAUAGCCCACCAUCUGUUCUUGUGUGGAAGAAUCAGAGCAGCUGGGGCACUGGAGGAAAUUUCCGGACAUACCUGGUCAAUGCAGAUGGAGAGGAAGUGGCAGUGAGAACGGUGACUCAGUCACUGGUUGUGCAGGAGAAUGGAGAGGAGGAGGAAGAGGAAGAAGCAGAUUUUGGUGAAGAAGAUCUUUUCCACCAACAGGGAGACCCCCGGACGACCUCCAGAGGCUGUUCAGUGAUGUGA